UUAGUGUUGACAUUGAUGGCGAAUGCAGAAAGCGAACGAAAAACUUAUCUUUAUAAAUACUCUCUUUAUCACUCUCUGCAACAAUGUCUCGAGAAGCACCUACCGAGAAGCAUUAUGUCCACCGUCGAGCUGGCCAUGUCAUGAUUAGCUAUGAUAAACGCCUCUUUGUGUGGGGAGGAUAUAUGGAACUUGCCCACACACAUCCAUACACACUUACGACUCAUAGUAAAUGUAUGUACCAUAGUGCCAUUGAUGUGUGGAUAUAUGAACCCCUCCUUGAUGUGUGGAAACGAAAACUAAGCCGAGGUGAUAUUCCCCAGCAGCUCUCAGGGUCCUGUGCAGCGGUUCACAACGAUCAUAUGUAUCUCUUCGGAGGUACCGGGUACACAAAUCAAUGGGUUUGGCCUGACACCACGGGGCCUAAACCCACACCAAGGGCAGCACACUCUGCAGACGUAACAGGAGACAAAGUUUACAUAUUUGGAGGCCGUUAUAGGGAAGUUAGGAUGAACGAUCUGCAUUGCUUAGACCUUCUUACCAAUGCCUGGAGUGGAAAUUUAACAAAUGAGGAAGAUGCAAAUGUGCCUGAGGGACGAUCUUGGCACACAUUCAACUUCAUAUCUGGAAAUAAAGCUAUCAUGUACGGAGGCUUCAACACUACCCAGCAGGUUUUAAAAGAUGUAUGGAUAUUAGAUGUCUCAAAUGGGUCGUGGCAGCAGUCAGCCCAGCACAAUGUUGGCCCUGUUCUCUGGCAUGCUGCAGCUGUUGCUUAUCCUGGAGAACUUACAGUAUAUGGUGGCAUAAAGAACAACCUACUGGAUUACUCUCAGCCAAAGGAUCAUGCUGAAGAAAUGGUUGUACUGAGGUUCAGUCCCCCAAGUCUACAGAGAUUAACAAUAGAAGCUGUGUGUGGAUUAGACUUGCAGCUACGUUCCCAUUGGUGCCAGCUUCCACAGACUCUGCAGCACAUCCUUAAAACCCGAACUUGUCCUGAUCGGAUAUUGUAGCAUUUCAUUUAUUACAUAAUUCUGGAAACUACUUUGCAGCAUAAUGAUCUUGCCUUAAAAGUAGUAAUUUUCUUAAAAUCACAUUCAGUCACAAGCCUUUGGUGUUUGUGUGUGUGUGUAUAAGAAUUUGUGACCCCUUUCUAUUAUUAUUUACCUUUUUGGAUGUUAGAGAAUUCAAGUUACAUAUUUUUGGAUGUUAGGAAAUUCAAGUUACCUAUUUGAUAUUACUAUAUUUAUCACUUUGGGAGAAGUAUCACACUGCCUCUGUUAAAUUAUGUCUGUUAUGUGUGCUGCUUAAAUUAUUGUACAAUACCCACCAUGUUCACCAAAAAAGAAAUAAAGCUUGGAGAGAGACACUGAAACAUGUUUAAAAGAAAA
Penaeus monodon (black tiger shrimp) is the source of this 1385-nucleotide messenger RNA. Its product is annotated as kelch domain-containing protein 2-like. NCBI's taxonomy places the organism in Eukaryota, Metazoa, Arthropoda, Malacostraca, Decapoda, Penaeidae. The record is from RefSeq and is a predicted model, not a curated record. Gene Ontology annotation, molecular function: protein binding.